GCGCGGGCCGCGGCCGCCGAACAAAGGAGCAGGGGCGCCGCCGCGAGGAUCCGCUACCCACCUCCUGGGGCUGCGUCGGGGCCUCUCGUUUGCCGCCACCAUGACCACCAACGGCACGGCCGAGGCGGUGCAGAUCCAGUUCGGCCUCAUUAACUGCGGCAACAAGUACCUGACGGCCGAGGCAUUCGGGUUCAAGGUGAACGCGUCGGCGAGCAGCCUGAAGAAGAAGCAGAUCUGGACGCUGGAGCAGCCGCCCGACGAGGCGGGCAGCGCGGCCGUGUGCCUGCGCAGCCACCUGGGCCGCUACCUGGCGGCGGACAAGGACGGCAACGUGACCUGCGAGCGCGAGGUGCCCGGCGCCGACUGCCGCUUUCUCAUCGUGGCGCACGACGACGGCCGCUGGUCGUUGCAGUCCGAGGCGCACCGGCGCUACUUCGGCGGCACCGAGGACCGCCUGUCGUGUUUCGCGCAGACCGUGUCGCCGGCCGAGAAAUGGAGCGUGCACAUCGCCAUGCACCCGCAGGUCAACAUCUACAGCCUCACCCGCAAGCGCUACGCGCACCUGAGCGCGCGGCCGGCAGAUGAGAUCGCCGUGGACCGCGACGUGCCCUGGGGCGUCGACUCGCUUAUCACGCUGGCCUUCCAGGACCAGCGCUACAGCGUGCAGACGGCCGACCACCGCUUCCUGCGCCACGACGGGCGGCUGGUGGCGCGCCCCGAGCCCGCCACCGGCUACACGCUGGAGUUCCGCUCCGGCAAGGUGGCCUUCCGCGACUGCGAAGGCCGCUACCUGGCGCCGUCGGGGCCCAGCGGCACGCUCAAGGCGGGCAAGGCCACCAAGGUGGGCAAGGACGAGCUCUUCGCCCUGGAGCAGAGCUGCGCCCAGGUCGUGCUGCAGGCGGCCAACGAGAGGAACGUGUCCACGCGCCAGGGUAUGGACCUAUCGGCCAAUCAGGACGAAGAGACCGACCAGGAGACUUUCCAGCUGGAGAUCGACCGUGACACCAAAAAGUGCGCUUUCCGCACCCACACGGGCAAGUACUGGACGCUGACGGCCACUGGGGGCGUGCAGUCCACCGCUUCCACCAAGAAUGCCAGCUGCUACUUUGACAUCGAGUGGCGUGAUCGGCGUAUCACACUGCGAGCAUCCAAUGGCAAGUUUGUGACCGCCAAGAAGAACGGGCAGCUGGCUGCCUCGGUGGAGACAGCAGGGGAAGCAGAGCUCUUCCUCAUGAAGCUGAUCAACCGUCCCAUCAUUGUGUUCCGUGGGGAGCAUGGUUUUAUCGGCUGCCGCAAGGUCACGGGCACCCUGGAUGCCAACCGCUCCAACUACGAUGUCUUCCAGCUUGAGUUCAACGACGGUGCCUACAACAUCAAAGACUCCACGGGCAAGUACUGGACGGUGGGCAACGACUCCUCGGUCACCAGCAGCAGCGACACCCCCGUGGACUUCUUCUUCGAGUUCUGCGAUUACAACAAAGUGGCUAUCAAGGUGGGCGGGCGCUACCUGAAGGGGGACCACGCAGGGGUCCUGAAGGCCUCCGCUGAGACCAUCGACCCUGCCUCACUCUGGGAGUACUAGGGCCCCGCCCACCUCCUGUCCCAUUCCACCCCAUUCUGGCUCCUCCAGACCCCUCCUGCUAACUCUCUUCUCCAGGUGGGCUCCGGGGUGGCGAGCCCCUUGCCUUUUAAACUGGAAACCCCAGAGAAAAUGGUGCCCCCACCUGUUGUCCCUUCUGGACUUUCCUCCCACCUGGGUCCCCCCCACUCGUGGGUCUGGCUAUGGCCUGUUCCUUGGAGGGAUUUCAGAUUCCUCUGCCCUCUUCUCUGCCAUGGAGUGAGGCUGGCACCUCUUUCUUCUGACCUCAGACGACUGAGCCUUAUUUUCCUGGAUGUGGCCAAGGAGAGUGGGGGGCUGGGAGGCCUUCCUGAGCCCCUGGGCAUGGCAGGGCAUGUAACUGGAAUCUCCUGCCCCCUCCUGACACCCUCUCCCCCUGCACCCCAGGAGCCAGGCCCCAAGGCUGUCAGCGGCCCCUCCCUGGUGCACCGUCCCUGCACCCCUGCAUCAGGAGUGUGCCUGAGACUUGCCCAUGCAUGUUUUUCUGGGUCUUGGCUGGAGGGCGGCCUCCCUUGUGCCCUUCAGAGGCCCAGGCUGGCUCCCCUUGCUGGGAGUGGGCACAAGGUCUGCCCACUGUGCAUUCCUCUGUGGGGAUGCUUGGGGGUGGGAUGGGGGGACGCCUUGCUCCUGUCUCUUUCCUUUCACCCUGGCCUGACUGGAAGCAGAAAAUGACCAAAUCAGUAUUUUUUUUAAUGAAAUGUUCUUGCUGUAGGUGCCCCGGGUAAGCCUGGUUGUAGUAAUGAAUGGUCUUCAAGGGGGUUUGGGGGAGUGUCUCAGCACCUGCCUGAGUCCAGACCUGCUCCCACCUUCCCAGGGGGCUCGCAUCUCCGUCCCCUCCCUCCUUCCUCCUGGGCAUGGCUGGUCCCCUCCCUGCAUCAGCCAGAGCCCCUGCUGUGAUUGGUGCUCCGCGUCUGACUGGACUCCUCGGGUCUCCUGGGCUGGAUGAAGCCAGGCGGUGCCCUCAGCUGGGAGCCAGUGCCCCCACCCCCCCAACUGCCGUGCAUCUCACUCUGGGUGUCUUGGUCUUUUAUUUUUUUGUAAGUGUCAUUUGUAUAACUCUAAACGCCCAUGAUAGUAGCUUCAAACUGGAAAGAGCAAAAUAAAAUAACUUGAGUCUGCA
This is a messenger RNA of Cynocephalus volans (Philippine flying lemur), 2738 nucleotides long. RefSeq names its product fascin actin-bundling protein 1 (gene FSCN1). Gene Ontology annotation, molecular function: actin filament binding; protein-macromolecule adaptor activity. The record is from RefSeq and is a predicted model, not a curated record. Gene Ontology annotation, biological process: cell migration; actin filament bundle assembly; establishment or maintenance of cell polarity. Gene Ontology annotation, cellular component: actin cytoskeleton; lamellipodium; growth cone. The transcript has 5 exons. Lineage: Eukaryota; Metazoa; Chordata; Mammalia; Dermoptera; Cynocephalidae. The coding region runs from base 101 to 1582 and encodes 493 amino acids.